Messenger RNA from Sporisorium graminicola, 516 nucleotides. RefSeq lists its product as uncharacterized. Gene Ontology annotation, cellular component: membrane; mitochondrial envelope. Gene Ontology annotation, biological process: tricarboxylic acid cycle; mitochondrial electron transport, succinate to ubiquinone. The coding region runs from base 1 to 516 and encodes 171 amino acids. Lineage: Eukaryota; Fungi; Basidiomycota; Ustilaginomycetes; Ustilaginales; Ustilaginaceae. The record is from RefSeq and is a predicted model, not a curated record. Gene Ontology annotation, molecular function: ubiquinone binding; heme binding. The transcript has 3 exons.
AUGCGCGCUAUGCUCCCUGCUCUCCAACAGCCCUUGCGGCUCUCGAUGGCCGCGCGCAACCCUCAGCUGCGAUUGAUCGCCGGUGGAUCGCGUGCUUUCCAGACGACUCCCUCGGGCAAGGCCGUCGCCGCUUCCAGGCAAGGUCCGUACGUCAAGGGCACUGUCAACGACCCAACGCCUUUCCCCGAGCCCAACGCGGCGCACGGCUCGAACCACUGGGCGUUUGAACGUGGACUCUCGGUCGCGCUCGUACCACUCGUCGCCGCCGGAUUCGCCAAGCACGGCUCGUCGGCCAUCCUCGACGGCGCUAUCGCCUUGACACUGGUGGUGCACUCGCACAUCGGCUUCGACUGCAUCAUCGCCGACUACCUGCACAAGCGCAAGUUCCCCGUCGUCGGUCCCCUCGCCACAUGGACGCUGCGCGCGACCACGCUCGCAACGCUCUACGGUCUCUAUGAGUUUAACACUAACGAUGUCGGUCUCACUGAGUUGAUCGCCAAGGUAUGGACUGCUUGA